AUGGGCAUUGACUCUUCAACAAGUACUGCUAAUUCAUAUAGUCAUGAUUUUUUACCUCCAGAUAUCGAUGAUCCACCGGAGGAUAUACCGUUAGUUUCCAUUGAAGAUAAGUAUCAAUUGAUUGAAGAAAUUGGUAGUGGCUCAUUUGGUACUGUUUCAUUUGCAAAGGCAAAAUAUAAUCUUUUAGAGGUACAAAGUGUGAAUUGCAAAAAAAAUACUUUAUUAAAUCCAAUUGGCUUAGAAUAUGAUAAUUUUAAUAAUAAAUUAAAAGGCUAUGUUGCAAUUAAAACAAUGAUAAAUAAAUUAUCAACAUUAAAUGAAUAUUCAAAGAUAAGAGAAAUUAAAUUCAUCUUAGCAAUUCCAUCAAGUAAAUAUUUAUUACAAAUAUUUGAAAUUUUCAUUGAUAAUAAAAACUUCAAUUUACAUAUCGUAAUGGAAAUAAUGGAACAGAAUUUAUAUCAAAUGAUGAAAAAUAGAAAGAAAAGAAUUUUUUCAAUACCAUCAUUAAAAUCAAUUUUAUCUCAAAUUUUAGCUGGAAUUAAAUUUAUUCAUGAAAAUAAUUUUUUCCAUAGAGAUUUAAAACCAGAAAAUAUUUUAAUUUCACAGACAAAUAAAUUUUACAAUAAAUUUUAUAUUCAAAAUGAGAAUAUUAAAGAUAAUUAUGUCGUUAAAUUAGCUGAUUUCGGUCUUUCCCGUCAUAUUAAUAAUCGUUCUCCAUAUACUGCAUAUGUUUCAACUCGUUGGUAUAGAUCUCCAGAGAUUUUGCUACGUAGUGGAUUUUAUUCGAAACCAUUAGAUAUUUGGGCAUUUGGUUGCGUCGCAAUUGAAGUGACACUGUUUAAACCGAUUUUUCCCGGCGCAAAUGAAAUGGAUCAAAUUUGGAAAAUCCUAAAACUAUUAGGCACGCCUCAUAAGACAAAAGAAAGUUUUAGAACUGGUUACCAACCACAUGGAGGUUUCUGGGAAGUUUCGAAAGAUUUAGCUAAUAAUUUAAACUUACAAUUUCCUUAUGUCGAAGGUUAUUCAAUUGCAUCAAUUAUCGGGAGUUCACAAUUAAAUGAUUUAACACAAGUUAUUGAAAAAUGUCUAAGAUGGAACCCGAAUUUGAGACCCACUGCUGACGAAUUAUGUAAAUUAGAUUUCUUUAGAAAUACAGUGGUAAAUGAAGAAUAUAUUAAAAACAAGAAUUUGAAGAAACAAAUGUUUGGAAAUAAAUUACCCCAUGAUAAUUCUGGUGAUGUUGAUCAACAUAUUCAAAAUGAUUCAAAGAUAAAAAAAUUGAAGACAAACUUAGAACAAGCCAUGAUAUUUGCUGGAAUGAAGGUAAAUGAUAGUCCCUUAAAACCCUUAGUUUUUAAUGAAGAAGAAAAUAAUAACCAUAUGGAUAUACCCAAAAGGAACCAAAAAUUAUCAAAAGCUUUUUCACAGAAAGAAUUAUUUUCCAAUUCAAAUCAUAAUAAAAUCAAGGCCUUUAAUAGUAAGGCCUUUAAAAAUGAAAUCAAACCACUGCAUAGCUUAUUAGAAGAUUUGGUCAUGUCUAAUCGUGAUACUGAGAAUACUGGCACAAGUAACAAGUUAAAGAGAUUCCCAUCUAAAUCUAAAUCACAAAUCAACUCAUUAAAGAAUAGUAAUUAUGAUGUCGAUAUCUCGAAUCUCUUAAAUGAAUACAUUGAUAAUAAUGAUGAAGAUAUCAUCGACAAUGUCAAUAAAGUAUUAGCAUUACAUCAAUUUCCAGAUCAUUUUAACUUUAAUGACAAUGAUAUUGAUUUUCAAAAUAACCUUGAUCUUUACAAUGGAAGUAACGAAAAAGAUUCAAAUUAUCUUUCAAAUAAGAUAGAAUAUUUAAGUGAAAUCAAUAAAGAUGAUAAUAUUGAUGAAUUUUACGAUUGUUGUAAUGACAAUUUUUUACAAGGUAGAUUAGAAAAAUCUAACACUUGUGCUACUAUCGAUGCUAAUGAAUUAGAUGACGAUGAUGAAAUUUUUAUUGAAGAAAGUUUUUUCAAUGAUGGUAAAUAUAAAACUAAUCAUAAUGAAGUUGAUGAUGUGUAUUUGUUAUCACAAACACACCCGAAUAUAGCAGAGCAUAAUAAUCUCAACAAUUUUGACACUGAUAUGAAUAAUUACAGUCAUUUUAAAUAUAACUCAAUUGACGACAUAAAUAAAAACUCUACACCUGUCGUCAUUCCGGUCAACUGUUUAAUAAAUAAUAUGUCUAUCGACGAUGAUAGAUCUAAAACUGACUACGACAACUCAUUCAACAAUAACAUACCUAGAAGCUUUACAUUCACAAACUUAACCCGCGAAACAAAGCAAGAUAGGCAGUCUCAUGACAAUAACCAUUUUGCAUACAAUGAGUUUUUUCAAAAUACAGAUCCGAAUACUACUACAUGUGGAUUUCAACAUCAUAAUAACAUCAAUUUAAGUUUUUAG
This is a messenger RNA of Tetrapisispora phaffii CBS 4417, 2430 nucleotides long. It is a transcript of the gene IME2, whose product is annotated as protein kinase IME2. NCBI's taxonomy places the organism in Eukaryota, Fungi, Ascomycota, Saccharomycetes, Saccharomycetales, Saccharomycetaceae. The coding region runs from base 1 to 2430 and encodes 809 amino acids. Gene Ontology annotation, biological process: protein phosphorylation; intracellular signal transduction. Gene Ontology annotation, cellular component: nucleus; cytoplasm. Gene Ontology annotation, molecular function: ATP binding; protein serine/threonine kinase activity. The transcript has a single exon. The record is from RefSeq and is a predicted model, not a curated record.